AAUCUUCCCCAUAGUGUGGAGCAGCCGGCAGCGUGCACACACACUCACACACUCUCACACAGCCACACACACUCACACUCACUCUCGCACACACACUCGCGCGCGCAACAAAGCAGGCAGACGAGGGAGGCGGGUAAUAAAGGAAAGAACAUCACAGAGGAAAAACAGCAUUGCUGCACUUGGACUUUUCGUAUACUGCAGUCUGCGUGGAGUUUGUGCCGUUUCCUGUGUGCCUCGUAACCUUACCGCUCACGUCUGGUCCUUCCUGCGGAGGGAUUGAGUCCCGUCAGCUGUGUGUGCAGAGAUCCAAAUCCGACGACUGUCUACAUUGCUGCUUUGUGCAUCCACCAGACGGGAACAAAGUGUGCGACUGGGAUAUCUGACAAGCUCCUCUGGGAACCGACGCUACACCGACAGUCAGAGAGAGAGAGAGAGAGAGAGAAAGAAGGAGCAAGAUAGAUUGAAAGAGAGAGAGUCAAAGUCAGGGCAUGAGCAGGAGACAAGAAGCCGGUUUUCUGGAGAAGUGAUUGCCACAGUGCUCCCUCCUCUUCCCUCACCUCCUUCCUUCCUUCUAUCCUCUCUUCUGUGCCGCUGUUCCUUCUUUCUUUGCUCACACCUCCGCUGCUAUCCCAUCCUCGUACCUCCGCUCUCCUUCCAUCACCUCCUCCUCCCCUGCUCCCGAAGACAGCGUGAAGAGGAGAGGCACGGCACACACACACUUGCCCGUGUGCCGUAUCAUCUCAUUAUCUCUCUCCAUCCUUCCUCUGGCUCCAUCCCUCAGACGGAUCUAGCCUCUAGCUGCGGAACCACAAGCAGAGGCUUUUUGAGUUGUUGGAUCCCACACGCGAGUCUCUGUAUCCAGCCACAGCCAGAAGGAUUCCAGCUACAUGGGCAAACGCUUGGAACAGCAACCAAUGUACCCCCAGUACACUUACUAUUACCCUCACUACCUUCAGACUAAGCAGUCAUAUGCCCCGCCCCCUCCUCCCAUGGCUCCGCCCAGUCCCAGCACCAAUAGCAGCAGCCACAGUGCAGCGGAGCAGCUCAGUAAAACCAACCUGUACAUCCGGGGCCUUCCGCCUGGCACCACCGACCAGGACCUCAUCAAACUCUGCCAACCGUAUGGAAAAAUAGUGUCAACAAAGGCAAUCCUGGACAAAAACACCAACCAGUGCAAAGGAUAUGGCUUUGUGGAUUUCGACAGUCCGGCGGCAGCACAGAAAGCUGUAGCGUCCCUGAAGGCCAGUGGCGUGCAGGCACAGAUGGCAAAGCAACAGGAGCAGGACCCCACUAACUUGUACAUCUCUAACCUCCCGGUUUCAAUGGAUGAACAAGAGCUGGAGAGCAUGCUGAAGCCCUUCGGACAUGUCAUCUCCACACGGAUACUCCGAGAUGCCAACGGGGUCAGCCGAGGGGUCGGCUUUGCCAGAAUGGAGUCCACCGAGAAAUGUGAUGUGGUGAUUCAACAUUUCAACGGAAAGUUCCUCAAAACCCCACCAGGAGUACCAGUCCCGACGGAACCGCUGCUGUGCAAGUUUGCAGACGGAGGACAGAAGAAGAGGCAGAGUCUGAGCAAGUACCCUCAAAAUGGCCGACCGUGGCCUCGGGAAGGAGAGAGUGGCAUGGCGCUGACCUAUGAUCCCACUGCAAUGCAGAACGGGUUCUACUCCUCACCAUACAGCAUCUCCACAAACCGCAUGAUCGCUCAAACGUCAAUCACUCCAUUCAUCGCAGCCUCUCCUGUCUCCACAUAUCAGGUCCAGAGUACGUCGUGGAUGCCUCACCAACAGUACGUUAUGCAACCUACGGGUGCUGUGAUAACGCCAGCCAUGGACCACACCAUCUCCAUGCAGCCCGCUAACAUGAUGGGACCCCUGACCCAGCAGAUGAACCACCUGUCCAUGGGUACCACUGGCACUUACAUGACUGCGGCUGCUGCUCCUAUGCAGGGGACCUACAUUCCCCAGUACACUGCGGUGCCUGCCUCAGCUGUCUCAGUGGAGGGAGUGGUGACGGAGGCUUCUCCACAGAGCGUUCCGCCCUCGUCACAGGAUGCCAGCAGUCAGCAACAGCCUCUGGGCAUGGACAACACCAGCGAUCACGCGCCCACCUACACUUUUCAGCCCGCUAAAUAACCAGAGGAGGAGGGGGGCGUUGAGGUGACUGCGUUGCCUUGAGACUGGGGGACUGCAACGAGGGAGCAUUGAAGACAGAGCGCAAGAGACAGGGAAACACGUUUGUGUAUACUUUUGCACAAGCAUCUAAAAAAAAAAACAUCUACAACAAACAAACAAUUUAUUUAACACCUGGCCCACACCGAAGGACCUUUGGAGAACUCGCAACCAGACCGGAAACGAGAGAAAUGCAGUCUGGGAGAUCGAGCCUACUGUUAAUCGGCUAUCCGAAAAACCUUACCUUCACGAAGUGAACGAAAUCAAACAAGUACAAGUUUUCCUAUUCUUUUUUUGAAUGUGCAGGUAGGUUUUCAGAAACAGUGGGUUUUUCUAUUAGAUGAGGAAGCACGUUCUUGUAAAUCAAUGAGAGAUGGAGCGAAAGAAGUCUUCCUCGGAUUCUAAGCUACUAUUACUUUUCUUUUUUUAUGAGUUAGAUUUUAGUUUUCUAGAGAAUAUCAAUGUUUUUUCAUCUUUGCUGCCUUAAUUUCAAGAAACAUCUAAGACUUUUUCCUGUUUGAACUGAACAGACUGAUGAAUGCAGUGAAAAUGACCUGACAAAGAAAGGAAAUUACCUGUAUAAAGCAUAGAAAGAAAGAGAGAGGUCUCCUUGAGACGUUUUAAAUUAUCAGUGGUGACUUUGUGUUUAAUAGAGAGGACAGACAAAAAAAAAUAUUGUGGUCAUGAUGAUGAGGAUGAUUAAAGAGAGUUGCAUUUUUUAGGAACAGAGGAAAAAAAUGUUAAUCCACUGCAUCAUGGGAAAUGCAGUUUAUUGUGUAGUGCAGAUCAUUUUUAAUGGCAUUAUUGUUUUUAUCUGCAAUAUUUUUUAUGAGCUUUAAGGUGUUUUUAGCCUGCUUUGCUUGUUUCAUUGCGGAAAAAAAGAAAACUAAAACAGUCAAAAAAAUGGCAGUGCAAAUCUAAAUAGAUAAGAGCUUAUGGACGAAAAAAAAGCAAAUGUGUGCAAAAAGCAAUAGUAAUAGGAAAUUGUUGACAAUUUCUUUAGUCUUUCUUAGCUGUGGAUCAAAUGCAGGCCGUGGAUGGCAUAUUUUAUACCAAAGAUGAAGAAACCCCCCUCAAGACAGUGGAGUGGAUCAAUUAUUUUGUUUCUUUUUUCUAUUUGAGAUUUUUUUUUUGGCGUAAUCAUUUGGUUUCAGAAGUAUCCAUUUGACCUUGACGGCUAAACUGGUACUUUAGGGUUUAAACUUCCUUCCACUGUUGCAGAAUCUAUGUCAAUCGUUCAGUUGAAAGGCAGAAAACCACCAUCACUGAUUCUCAUGAGUGUGAUCUCCCCAGCAGAGGGCGUCAGAGAGCGGCUGAACCAUCAAUCAUCUCCCGUCUGCCCGGCUGAAUGAACUAUACCUCUAUCGCUGCACCUUCUCAGUCGCCGACCGACGGUCGGUCGGUCACUAUUAAACACGUCGCACAUCCGUUCAGUUCGAGCUUUCACACAAAGAAGUCCGUUUACAUAAUUUCAGCUCAACAGGAAGGAAUCAAAUCACUCACUAGUGUGUAUUUAAACUCUGUGUACAGAUCACUACCUCAUCGAAAGCAAUUUUACCAUGAGGAAACACAGGAGAAUGUGUUGCAGGUCAUGAAACACAAGCUUUGCUUCAGGGGCACUGAGAAACGUUUGCAAUUAGCAGCAUUAGCAUAACAUUUUGUUCUGAGCACUCCCGUUCGUAUUUGCAGUCGCAUCGAUCGAAAUGCCUCAUAUUAUAUGCAAGGUUUCCUUAAUCAACCAGAUGCCAUAGGAAAUCUCUCGUGAAAAUGGCGGUCUUUACUUGAAAAACAAAGGCUCUGUCCCAAAGCCCUUGCUGGUCGAGGCCACAUUUUGGUGGCAUAAUUCUAGUUAGUAAUCCGUAGUGACCCUAAAAUCUCAAUCGCGACACAUUAUGGUCACAUGGGUGCACAAUGACCAUUGCAAGACGGCGGAUACACAUCAACUACGCCAUUUAUGACAGAGCCUAAGGUUCCCAUUAUUAUGGGAUUCGGUGGUUGCUCAGGUGCCUUGACAGCUCGGAAUUAAGGUUAGAAAUAUCGCGUGUGACAUUUCAACCUUCCAUAUCUGAAAUUUGCUUUCUUUUUAUCAGGCUGCCCAUUCCAGAGGGGGGAAACUAGCAAACAGAAGAGCAGACAGAGGGAACAUUUCAUAAAUUAAAGGGAUAGUCCAUCCAAAAAUAAACAUUCUGUCAAAAUGAAGAACAAUGUUAACCACACAUUUUCGGUUCCCAUUGACUUGCACUGUAUGGACAAAAGAUACAAUAACAGUCAAUGGGACCUGAAACUGUUUGGUUGCCAACAUUCUUUAAAAUGUUCUCUUUUAUAUUGCGUAGAAGAAAGUAAGCCAUGUUUGGAACAACAUGAGUACAUUUUCAUUUUUGGACAGACUUAUCGCUUUAAUAUACAAACAAGGCUGCUGUCCUUUAUUUACCAUGAAGUAGAUGUUAUUUUGAUGCAGUCAGAUAGGAAAGUGCUAUAUUAAUACGUCAGCAAAGAGUUUCAAUACACAUGGUGAAUUAUGGACUGUCUUUGCUGCCUUCAUGGUCAUACUGCUCAUAAAUACGCCUCCUAGUUUUACAGUCAGGUAAUUAGAGUUGUCGAGGUGCUCUGGGAAUAAAUUAAUCUGUCAUUAAAGGGCCGGCUAGAGACAUCAAGAUCAAUUUAUUCCUUUUGAACGUCAUCAUGGACACUUGGGUCUUUUUUCCUGUUUUCCUACAACAUGACCUCUAUACAGCUACGUAAUGAUCUCAAUUAGCCACUAGGGGACAGUAUUAAAGCAAAAUUGGUGUACUUUAUCCUCUGGUGAUGACCAUUGCAGUGAGAUAUGAGACAAGUUCACACUGUGGAUUAAAGCGAUGCCAAGUUCAUAAUGACCAAGACAACACUGCUUCAAUAAGAACAAGCUAGCUUUUCAUUUUUCAUCUGUUUAAACAAAAAAGUAAAAAAAAUAAUAAUAAUAAUAAUAAAAGUCACUGUUUUGUGUCUGUUAUCCACUGUCAUUUUGGAGAGUUCUUUUUAUCACGUGCUCGCUGCUAUCAAGCAUUCAGUAUUUAAGUGGUCAGGGCCUUGGGAAUGGAGAGAAAAUUCGGGCUGGUAUCUCAUAUGA
Sinocyclocheilus rhinocerous is the source of this 5277-nucleotide messenger RNA. Its product is annotated as RNA-binding motif, single-stranded-interacting protein 3-like. The transcript is spliced from 14 exons. The record is from RefSeq and is a predicted model, not a curated record. Gene Ontology annotation, molecular function: RNA binding. The coding region runs from base 888 to 2135 and encodes 415 amino acids. Gene Ontology annotation, cellular component: ribonucleoprotein complex. Lineage: Eukaryota; Metazoa; Chordata; Actinopteri; Cypriniformes; Cyprinidae.